Molecule: messenger RNA, 1557 nt
Organism: Mesorhabditis spiculigera
Lineage: Eukaryota; Metazoa; Nematoda; Chromadorea; Rhabditida; Rhabditidae
Source: the annotation of a GenBank genome assembly
AUGGUGCUGAUCGCGGCGGCCGUGUUCUCGAAGAGCGGCAAGUACCUGGUCUCCCGCCAGUUCGUCACCGACAUGACGCGUGCCCGGCUCGAAGGUCUCCUCGAUGCCUUCCCGAAGCUCAUUCAAAGCGAGAAGGACUCUGCGGUGCGCCAACAUACGUUCGUGGAGACCGACAGCGUGCGCUACGUCUUCCACCCGAUGGACAGCAUUUACAUGGUGUUGAUCACCACCAAGGCGUCGAAUAUUCUUGAAGACCUGGAGACGCUGCGACUUUUCUCACGAGUGAUUCCCGAGUACUGCCGGGCCAACGACGAGAAGGAGAUUCUCAACCACAACUUUGACCUCAUCUUUGCCUUUGAUGAGAUUGUGACGCUGGGAUACAGGGAGAACGUGAACCUGGCCCAAAUUCGCACAUUCACCGAAAUGGACUCGCACGAAGAGCGCGUGUUCCUCCAGAUCAAGCAGGCCCAGGAGAAGGCGGCGAUGGAGGCGGCCAAGGAGCGUGCCAAGGAGCUGAAGCGCCAACAGAAGGAAGCGCUCAGCCGUGGACUCGGCGCUCGCGCUGGUGCUGCGCCCACUGGCUUCGGUGGCUCGGGCAUCUCGUCAUCCUCAAUGCCACAGCAGACCUACGAGAAGCCGAUUGCCAAGCCCACGCCUGCCCCGAGCCGCGCGGGAGGCGGAAAUGCUAUGCGUCUCGGCGCCAAGACGAGGAACGAAGAGCAAUUCCUCGAAGAGUUGCAGUCGCAAGGACAGGCUGUCGCCCCGGUGCAGCAGCAGCGUGGUGCACAGGCAUGUCACGCUUCGGCCGCCCAACCGGCCGUCUCCAAUGUGAAGCGCGAGCCAGUGCACGUGAAGUGCGACGAGAAGAUUGUCGCCGUCGUCGGCCGGGACGGGGGUCUACAACAGGCGGAGAUUACGGGUGUCGUGGCGCUGUCCGUCUCAGCCGCCGACUUCAACACGGUCUCUGUGCAAAUGCGCAACGAAGCCCCGGCCGGAGCGCAACUGCAGGUCCAUCCCCAUCUCGACAAGAAGGAAUGGCAGACCAACGCCAUGAUUAAAUUGAAGAAUGCGCAAAAGCCCUUCCCCGUCAACAACGAGGUCGGAGUGCUGAAAUGGCGGCUGCCGCUUCAGGAGGAAGACCAGUUGCCGCUUGCAUUGAACUGCUGGCCCCAGGAGUCUUCUGAUGGUUGCACGGUCAACAUCGAAUACACGCUGCAGCGAGAGGAUCUCCAGUUGAACAACGUCAUCAUCACGGUCCCGUUGCCCGCCUCCACCGCGCCAGUCGUCUCGGAGUGCGAGGGCUCGUAUGAAUACCAGAAGUCACGCUCGCAGCUCGUCUGGACGUUGCCGAUCAUCGAGGAGAGCAACUCGACCGGGACCCUCGAGUUCACGGUGCCGAACGGGCAUUCCGAUUCGUUCUUCCCGGUGCACGUGUCGUUCGCCUCGCCAAGUCUCUACUGCAAAUUGCUGGUUGAAUCUGCACAAACCUUCGACGGCUCGACCCCGGUCACCUACUCGACGGAGACGAAUUUCGGAACCGAAAAAUACGAAGUCGUC